Messenger RNA from Fonsecaea monophora, 609 nucleotides. RefSeq lists its product as hypothetical. Lineage: Eukaryota; Fungi; Ascomycota; Eurotiomycetes; Chaetothyriales; Herpotrichiellaceae. The record is from RefSeq and is a predicted model, not a curated record. The transcript has a single exon. Bases 1 to 609 code for a protein of 202 amino acids.
AUGGAUUGGACGCGGGCAGGAGGAGUCCGGGCAGCAACGGCAAGCAAUCCUCUGGGUUUGAGUGCAGGGAAGACGGGAGGGAGGUUACAGGUUACCAGUCCUCAGAUUUACCGGCCGCCUGCGUCGACACCUAAAACAUCCCCAUCGAAGAGGUUGAUGACCACGAGCAAGACGGCAGCACCUCAAAAACAGAUCGAGGGAGGCACUGCAAAGAAGGCAUUGCCAGCUCCAGGUCCGAAAUCGACAGGGGCAUCCCACAAAACCACUCCUGCUAAGAAGGUUGGUACCGCUCCCCUCAAGCCUGUACAGUCGGCGGCGAAGACAAGCACCCACCCCAAUCCUGGAGCCAUGAGGCAGCAAAAACAAGGCAAUGGUGCGAACAAAGCUGGGGGUGCAAACAAAUUUCCUACCACACCAAACCCAGGCGCGAUGCGGCGCAAGCCAGCAGACGACGGUGACACGAAGCAGACCGCUGCGGGUAAGAAGGCUUCGAAUAAGCCCAACACGGCUUCAGCUUCGAAGCCGCUGACGACAUCAACAACAUCAAAUCGACCAAAGGUGCAAGGCAAUCCCACGGCUGCCGCCAAUCCCCUCGGCCUCACCUUUUGA